AUGAUGUCUCUAUUUAAUAGUAAAAUAUAUAUUUAUGGCUUGUUGAUACUAUUUGGGACUACUUUUGUGAGAUCUGACAGCGACGAUGAUGGUGUCACUGUUGAGCUAUCUAACUAUGGCAAUCAGAUAAGAACGGUUGAAGAAGAGGAACAAUACCGCAGUCCACAGAUAAACAGAAAAAAUGUAUAUUUGGCUGAACACUUUGAUGAUGAGGCAGCAUUUAAGAAAAAGUGGGUCAAGUCAGAAGCAAAGAAACAGGGAGUUGAUGAAAAUAUUGCCAAAUAUGAUGGCAAGUGGGAGAUUCAAGCACCUUCUAGGCGAAUUCUCAAAGAUGAUCUUGGAUUGGUUCUGACAACUGAAGCCAAGCAUGCUGCCAUUUCUGCUCUCUUGGACAAGCCUUUUGAGUUCAAGGAUAAACCAUUUGUUGUACAAUAUGAAGUUACAAUGCAGGAGGGCCAAAACUGCGGUGGUGCGUAUAUAAAACUGCUCUCCCGCGGCACCAAUACGAAGGCCGAUCUUCGCAAGUUUCACGAUCAGACUCCCUACACUAUUAUGUUCGGUCCUGACAAGUGUGGCAACGACAACAAGCUGCACUUCAUCUUCAGGCACCAGAAUCCCAAAAACGGGACCAUUGAAGAGAAGCAUAGCAAAAAGCCAAGCCAACGCCUGGAUGAUAUCUACAAAGACAAGGAGCCUCACUUGUACACGCUGAUUGUCCGGCCUGACAACACCUUCAGUAUCCUGGUUGACAACAAGGAAGUAAACGCAGGCUCGCUGCUUGAAGACUUCACGCCUCCCGUCAACCCGCCGGAGGAGAUCGACGACCCCAAUGACAAGAAGCCAGAAGAAUGGGAUGAGAGAGAGAAGAUUGUAGACCCUAGCGCCACCAAACCAGAUGACUGGGAUGAGGAAGCACCGGCUCAGAUAGUUGAUCCCAAUGCUGUGAAACCUGAUGGAUGGCUAGAUCAUGAACCAGAGAUGAUCCCAGAUCCCGAAGCCAAAAAGCCAACAGACUGGGACGAUGACAUGGACGGCGAGUGGGAGGCUCCCCUAAUCGACAAUCCGGCUUGUGCAGCUGCUCCGGGCUGUGGCUCGUGGAGCCCUCCUCUGAUUCCCAACCCCAACUAUAAGGGUGUGUGGCGGGCCCCGCUGAUUCCCAACCCGAACUACCGGGGAAAAUGGAGUCCGCGCCGGAUCCCCAACCCACACUACUUCAAGGAUGACCACCCCUUCAAGAUGACACCUAUUCAUGCGGUGGGUUUCGAACUAUGGUCAAUGUCACCAAUGCUUUUGUUCGAUAACCUCAUCAUAACAGACGAUCCAGCGGUCGCUGAGGAGUGGGCUCAGCUCACCUAUGCAGUGAAACGCGCCAAGAUCUCAAGCGAAUCGGAGAGCAUGGUGGAGUGGGUGCUGCGGUGGGCUGGCUCCAGGCCUUGGCUGGCGGGCGCAGGCGCGCUGCUCGCCUUCGCGCUGCUGGCCUUCGCCGCCUACUGGUGCUGCGGACCUUCCGCGCACGAGCCGGAAAUGGAGUACAAGAAGACUGAUGCUAUGACCGAGGACGAUCCUCACCAGUCGGACACGGAGGAGCAUGCGCCUGAGACUCGCCCGAAGGCCAGCAAGGCCAACCUCGAGGGACCCGAGCCCGUGGUGGACUCGCCACCGGACCAACCUGAUGACCAGGAUGCCGUUGUCGACUCCACUGAGCAGCCUCAAAUAGACACCGAAGGUGCCGGCGACGGCCAGAGGAAACGGAAACCCCGGAAGGAGUAA
Messenger RNA from Parnassius apollo (apollo), 1770 nucleotides. Lineage: Eukaryota; Metazoa; Arthropoda; Insecta; Lepidoptera; Papilionidae. The record is from the annotation of a GenBank genome assembly.